Hyaena hyaena (striped hyena) is the source of this 1596-nucleotide messenger RNA. RefSeq names its product TATA-box binding protein associated factor, RNA polymerase I subunit D (gene TAF1D). Gene Ontology annotation, cellular component: nucleoplasm; nucleus; RNA polymerase transcription factor SL1 complex. The coding region runs from base 216 to 1049 and encodes 277 amino acids. The transcript has 11 exons. The record is from RefSeq and is a predicted model, not a curated record. Gene Ontology annotation, biological process: regulation of DNA-templated transcription. NCBI's taxonomy places the organism in Eukaryota, Metazoa, Chordata, Mammalia, Carnivora, Hyaenidae.
GUUCCUCGCGGCGUUAAAGUGUUCUCGCGAGAUUUCGGGAGCACUAGUAGCUGAGUGGUGAGCAACGCCUUCCUUUUCUUCCGCAAGGCUGUGGAGGUACUAGCUGUUAACGUUUGUUCAGAGAAACCACAUCAUGUUUGACGAAUUGUCAGAAAUCUUAAGUAAUACGUGACGAAUAAAACAGUUUGGAGAGGGACGUGGGAUACAUAACAGGAAUGGAUUCUCUGAACCCUAUAAUGGCGUCUGAUUCAGCUAUGGAAAUUGAAAAUCACAGUGAUGAUUCUUCAUCUGGUAGCAGCUUAUUUAAAACUCAGUGUGUCCCUUCCUCACCUAAACGGAGGCAAAGAAACACUAUUAGGAAAUUUGUUUAUUCACCUGAACGUGUACAAGCAAGGGAUUCAUCUAGUGACUCAUCUUUAGAACCAAGACCAUUGACUUUAAAAGCUAUUUUUGAAAGAUUCAAAAAAAAGAAACGUAAAAAGAAGAAAUACAAGCCAACAGGAAGACCAAGGGGAAGACCAAAAGGAAGAAAAAACACUAGACGCUCCCAAAUAAAUAAGAAACAAGUGAGAGAUAAAGGAUCUGGGUUCCCAUUUUUGGAAUCUGAGAAUGGAAGAAAACCAUUACCUUGGAGGAAGAUUUUAACCUUUGAGCAAGCAGUGGCAAGAGGAUUUUUCAACUACCUUGAAAAACUGAAGUAUGAAUACUACCUCAAGGAAUCCUUGAAACAAAUGAAUGUUGGUGAAGAUUUAGAAAAAGAAGAUUUUGACAGUCGUAGAUACAAAUACUUGGAUGAUGAUGGAUCUCUCUCUCCUAUUGAAUCAGAGGCAGAGGAUGAGGUUGCAACAAAUCUUGAACAUGAUGACGAAUGUGAUAUCAAAUUGGUGGACUAUAAUUGUUUCAUAGUAAGUUCUGAAGUACGAAAGAAGACGAAUGUGUAUUUAGAACAAGAGGAAUAUACUGAAGAAGCGGCUUUGUCUAAAAAGAGCAUCAAGGUCCAAAAACAUUUGACAGGAUCGAAUGGCCUGAAAAAGGAGAUAGGAAUAUGAAUGUUAAGGAUUUUCACUUGAGAGCACAAUCUGGACUUUUAGGGGUGAACAUGAUUUGAAAUCAUUCACAUUUAGAGGGUGUUUGAAAUUAAGAACCAGAUAGAUCCAUCUACUCUGAUCCUAAACACGGCCCUAAAGUUAAAAAACAAAAACAGAUCUCCGAGAUUACAGGACUGAUGGAGACAACUGUGGAUUGAACAAAAGCUCUUUUUAAAAGGUAUGUACACAUUUGAAAACUUCAUAGGUCAUUUCAAAGAGGGCUUGUGGGGCUAAAACCAAGAGCCCUUAACGCUGUGACCAGAUAUUAAAGUUCUCCAUAGGAUAUAGUAGUUACUCAGUGUUGCUAUGUUUUCCUGAGGAGAUACAAGAUGUAGCUGAUUGUCCAUGUGGGAAAGAAGAAAUAUCUUCUCAAUCUAACUAGUAUAUAUUCUUGUUCUCAGGGCUGCUAUUCUGAAGAUUGUGAUUCUGACUCGGAGGAACCAUGGUGAUUGUGGAAGGAAUCACAUGUUAAAAUUCUUAAAUAAAAAUUUAUUGAUUUUAAUAACUU